Messenger RNA from Castor canadensis (American beaver), 1484 nucleotides. RefSeq names its product 3-oxoacyl-ACP synthase, mitochondrial (gene Oxsm). NCBI's taxonomy places the organism in Eukaryota, Metazoa, Chordata, Mammalia, Rodentia, Castoridae. Gene Ontology annotation, biological process: fatty acid biosynthetic process. Gene Ontology annotation, molecular function: 3-oxoacyl-[acyl-carrier-protein] synthase activity. The record is from RefSeq and is a predicted model, not a curated record. Gene Ontology annotation, cellular component: mitochondrion.
GGACUGUGGUCGAGGGGCAGGCGCCAACCCGGUUACAGGAAUGUUCCUGGUCAUCUGAAUCUCAACCAUGUUGUCAAACUGCUUACAGAAUUUCCUAAAAAUUACAAGCACUCAUCUAUAUUCAAGAUUAUGCCAGCAAUUAAUAAGAAAUAAAAGAUUUUUUGGAACUGGGCCGAUAUCCAGAUUGCAUAGGCGGGUUGUCAUUACAGGCAUUGGCCUCGUGACUCCUCUUGGUGUCGGAACUCAGCUGGUGUGGGAUGGUCUUCUUCGAGGAGAAAGUGGAAUUGUUUCACUGCUUGGUGAAGAGUAUAAGAGUAUCCCUUGCAGUGUUGCUGCUUUUGUGCCAAGAGGUCUUGCUGAAGGUCAGUUCAGUGAAGAAAAUUUUGUGUCCAAAUCAGAUAUCAAGACAAUGUCUUCUCCCACCAUCAUGGCCAUAGGGGCAGCAGAGUUAGCUCUGAAAGAUUCCGGCUGGCAUCCUCAGUCAGAAGCUGAUCAAGUAGCUACUGGUGUUGCAAUUGGUAUGGGCAUGGUUCCUCUUGAAGUUGUUUCUGAAAUUGCUUUGAUGUUUCAGACAAAAGGUUAUAAUAAAGUCAGCCCUUUCUUUGUCCCUAAGAUUCUGAUCAAUAUGGCAGCAGGCCAAGUCAGCAUUCGAUAUAAACUCAAGGGCCCUAAUCAUGCAGUAUCCACAGCCUGUACCACAGGAGCUCAUGCUGUGGGAGACUCUUUUAAAUUUAUAGCCCAUGGUGAUGCUGAUGUGAUGGUGGCUGGAGGAACAGAUUCUUGUAUUAGUCCUUUAUCUCUUGCUGGAUUUUGCAGAGCCCGUGCUCUGAGCACAAACUCAGAUCCUAAGUUGGCAUGUCGACCAUUUCAUCCAAAAAGAGAUGGUUUUGUAAUGGGAGAAGGUGCUGCUGUGCUAGUGCUGGAAGAAUAUGAACAUGCUGUUCAAAGAAGGGCCCGUAUCUAUGCAGAAGUUUUGGGUUAUGGACUCUCAGGGGAUGCUGGUCACAUAACUGCCCCUGAUCCUGAAGGAGAAGGUGCCUUAAGAUGCAUGUCUGCUGCCGUAAGAGACGCAGGUGUACAACCUGAAGAGAUAUCUUAUGUCAAUGCACAUGCUACUUCCACGCCGUUGGGUGAUGCUGCUGAAAACAAAGCUAUCAAGAGUCUCUUUAAAGAUCACGCUUAUGCUCUUGCAGUUUCCUCAACAAAGGGAGCCACAGGACAUCUGCUGGGGGCUGCGGGGGCUGUUGAGGCAGCUUUUACUGCACUAGCUUGUUAUCACCGGAAACUACCACCAACUUUAAAUCUGGAUUGUACAGAACCAGAAUUUGAUCUCAAUUAUGUUCCACUAAAGGCACAGGAGUGGAAAACUGAGAAAAGAUGUAUUGGACUCACAAAUUCCUUUGGUUUUGGAGGCACUAACGCAACACUUUGUAUUGCUGGCAUGUAGACAAGUCAUUUCUAAUUAAACAUUGGCUUUUAAAUGC